GACACUAACAUUUUGUCCCUGACUGCCUUAAAGCAUGCAGGACUUUGUUCAGGAAUUUGCUGUCACUUACAGCAUGCAUUGAGAGCUUUUCUGAGGGGUUGGGCAUUUUUCCUUUAUAAACACUGUCUACAGAACCAACAGCUUUGUUUAAAAGUAAUUGGCUUGGAUUUGUAUUGAACUGCUAACAUUGCUUCAGUGAAGAAUAAAAUGCAUUUUAGGAACCUUAACUACAGUUUUGGCUCCUUAAUUGCCUAUGUAGCAGACAGUGAUGUCUUCAAUCAAGUUGAAAUGAGGGCCAAAUUUGAAUCUCUCUUUAGAACAUAUGACAAAGAUGCCACCUUUCAGUAUUUUAAGAGCUUCAAAAGAGUACGAAUAAACUUCAGCAACCCUUUAUCAGCAGCAGAUGCUAGAAUCCAGCUACACAAGACAGAAUUUCUUGGAAAGGAAAUUAAGCUGUAUUUUGCUCAGACUUUGCACAUUGGAAGCUCGCAUUUAGCUCCACCAAAACCAGACAAACAGUUUCUGAUUUCACCUCCAGCCUCUCCUCCUGUUGGUUGGAAACAAGUAGAAGAUGCUACGCCGGUCAUUAAUUAUGACCUUCUCUAUGCUGUCUCCAAGCUAGGGCCAGGAGAAAAGUAUGAACUCCAUGCUGCAACUGAAACUACUCCCAGUGUUGUUGUUCAUGUAUGUGAGAGUGAUCAGGAAAAUGAAGUGGAGGAAGAGGAAGGCACACAGAAACCGAAACUAAAAAUUAUUCAGACAAGAAGGCCGGAGUAUACCCCUACUCAUUUAAGUUGAAGUGGUUCUAACUUUCAAGGGUUUUGAGUAUAUGUAUACAAGAAAAAUGCUUACAGUGGAAGCAUCAGGUCACAGUUUUGGUGGCAGUGGCUGCAGCAACAGCAUGAGAAAUUCCAAUGUAAUGUUACUUAGAAAAAAUGGAAGUUUCCUCAUUGUUUUUAAUGCUGCACAUUUUAUGUAUGGAAACCAAAAUCAUCUUCCAGAUCAGAGUUAGGGUGAUCAGAAAAAGGCUUUUUGAGGAAGAAUUGGUAAACUGAAGAUGCCUUUUUUCCCCCUUCUGGAAUUCUAGGCUGCUUCAUUAUAAAACAGUUGGAGAAAGCUUUCUUGGUUAAAUCUCACAUGAUACUUCUCUAAUUCAUAGCUAGACAUUAUGUGAAGUACAUGUAAUACUGAGAUACAAAAUUCUAAAUGUUUUUUCCUUAGGCUAGGUGGGUUUUGUGCAUGUGUAUUACUGGUGUUCAAAAGUAACUUUGCAUUAUUUUCUGUAUAGUUUCUCACUUCACACUUUUUUGAAAUCUGGGAAAUUGUCUUCAAUGUUUCUCUCAGCAUCCUGGGUCUCUUAGUAUAUGUAUGGUUUUUAUUGGUACCCAGUUUCCAGUGGGCAUACAAUUUAUGUAAUACCUUUAUUUUGGUGCAAUAUAAUUUGUGCUUUUACAAUUUUAAUCUGUUACAAGUUUGUGGGAUUUUGUCUAGCAAUGUUAAGAAAAAACUGUGCAAUAGGAAAAUUGUUCGAGUAAGUGAAUUUUAAAUUAUUUAAACUUUGUUAUGUUUUUUAAUAAUACUGGUUCAAUUAUUUUGACUUUCUCAUUUUGGAAAACAAAAUUCUUAAACAUGUAAAUAAAGCUAGUACUGUAUAUUCACAUCAAUGUACAGUUUUCAGUGAGAAGUAUGGCAGUGGAGAAAAACUUGAGCUGUAUUAAUCUUUACAUUGUAGCUGUUACAGUUAAACUUUUUAACAUUGAUUCAGCACAGAUGGUGUGAAAUAGAUAACAGGUGUAUAGUAUAGUUGAGAGGGAUGGAGUGCCUUUUACCCAUUAAUUCGUUAUGGGAUUGUUAUACUAGCUGAACACUUUUUGGACAGACUAUUAGAAAAAAAGAUACAAGUAUGUAUUCUCUUUUUGGCUUGGUUUUCAAAACAGGCUAGUAUUUAGAAAUGCUUCAUGCCAAGUAACAGUGCGUGCUUUAUCAGAUCAGAUGAAGGCUUGCUGUAGGAACCAACAAGCUUUCAUUCUGUUUGAUUUGCAUACAGUUUUUAAGGACAGUGGGGAGUGAUGUACAAACUUUCCUGUCAUGUUUACAUAACCACACUACUAUACCAAUUAAAGUGUUUCCAAGAACCUGCUUUUAAAAUGGAUAUUUUAACUUUGAACUAUUUUAAUACUUUUUAAAAAUACACUAAUAUAUUGACAAAAUAUACUAUUGGGGUGGACAUGUUUCUCUUCUAGAAGGAGAGGUAUUUCAGGGUUCAGACAUGUUUUUAGAAAGAACGAUCCUGAUCCUCUUAUUGAAGUCCAUGGGGAAUUUUGCAAUUAGCUUCAUUAGCAGUAGGACUAGCCUUGAGAUGAACCUUGUAGCUGAUGUUACAUUAAGACGAAGUGAGUUAUAAUGUGCCAAUUUCAGUUAAUGUUGACUUGGAGGCCCAACAUAAUACACUUCUGGGUAGAAAUAGAGCAAAUAUUAUAAAGAAUAGAAUAUUGUAUUUACUGGUAAAUUUGUGCAAUCAUUCCAACUGAUAAUACAGUAUUGACUCCACACUGCUAAAAGCCUAUCAUUGUGCUGGCCAAGAGAUAAAAUGUUAUUGUGACCAAAGAACAGAAACCUGUUAAGCCUCAGUAACAGUCUGGAGUGUAGGCCCCUACUGUGAUGGAUUAGAUUUACAGUGCAGCAUGCGUGUGCACAAACGGAAGCUAGCUUUUGGUUCUUAGUUGUGACAGUGAUAGAGAGAGACUCCCCCUGUAUAUGCUACUUGAUACAGGGUUUGUGGGUGUAGAAUGUCACCCAGUAUAGCUGUUAGGUCAGGGUUUGUGUUUAUUGCUGAUUUCAUACAGUGUGUAAAUAAAGGCACAUGAGUUACUUUUGUGCUACUGAAGUGUAAACAUCAGACUGCAAUGUAUUAGUCUGUUUUUAUUUUUAAGUGUAGGAUAUAAUGGCCAAACUAGCGAAACAUUGAUGGCCUACCCCAAAUGUCUCUGGGUUAGCUUUCAGAGCUCUCAUGUUGCCCAAGAAUCUGCAUCAAAAUUAGCAGCAGAUGUGUUACACUUGUCUUUCAUUCAGCACAAAGUCCUUAGCCUAAUUUCUGUGGCAUUCUCCUCCACCUCCCCUUUUGCUACAAGUCCCUGGAUACUGGGUGCUGUUACUAUUGCCUCUAGAGGACUGCCAGUAUCAUGCAUUGCUUGUUUUUUAAAAAAGAGAAUGUGAAACAAACAGUGACAUCUUCCAUGUUAGUACACAUUGAGACAUUAUUUAUGUUGGAGGAAGUCAUUCAGAAUCAGAAUUAUGAAUGAUUUGGACUGGCUGCAGUUUCUCACUCCCUACUGUAUUAACAUUGAUUGCGGGACGAUAGCUGCCCAUCUUGCUGUCUGCCCCCAGCUUAUUAUCCUGGCCUAUGUCUGUUCUCUCAGCACCAAUGUGAUGUAUGGCUCACUCUAUUUCUGAAUGAAUAUAACAGCUGUUAUGUUAAAACAAACUGGUAUUUUAUAAGAUUGUAUAUAAUAUGGAACAUAUUAAAUUAAAAUAUUUGGAUUGUC
Molecule: messenger RNA, 3545 nt
Organism: Pelodiscus sinensis (Chinese soft-shelled turtle)
Lineage: Eukaryota; Metazoa; Chordata; Testudines; Trionychidae
Gene: RCAN1
Product: regulator of calcineurin 1
Biological process (GO): calcium-mediated signaling
Cellular component (GO): cytoplasm; nucleus
Molecular function (GO): calcium-dependent protein serine/threonine phosphatase regulator activity; nucleic acid binding
Source: RefSeq, a predicted model, not a curated record